UUCAGGUACAGCUGCAUUCCAGCCCAGUGGCCUCAGAGGUCUGCUGGUGACCAGGAUGUAACCAGGAUUUGCCUGUGGAGCCUGCAGCUGCCUCCUCUAAACCGGACACUGGGAUUAUUCCAUCCGGCUUAGCUCUGCUCCAUCCAGGGGCAGGGGGAGCAAGCUCCCUCAUGGUCUUAUUCCACCCCUCUCUCCUUCCCAUCUUCCUGGAUCCUUUCAGUGUUUGGAUGCUUUGGGACCCUCAGAAACACCACAGGUGACCAAAUGGCCCCAACCCCCUCAUACAAAUACCCUCAAAAAACAGACCUCACUGAGGAAAGGAUUCACAUUUCUAGGUUGUCUCCACAUACUUGGGUGCUCUCUUCCUGUGCACCUGGGUUGAGGGAACAGGGAGAGGAAAGAGCACAGAGAGAACACCAUAAUAAAGGCUAUGGUUUACUUCAUGUAUGUUUGCUACAUGUGUGCCUGGUGCUGCUAAGGUCAGAAGUCUUUGGAGCCCCUGGAACUGGAGUUAUGAAUGGUUGUGAGCUAAAGAGUGGGGUACUGAGAACCAAGUCUGGGAGUACCAAGUGUUCUAAACCACUGAGCCACCUUCUCUCUAUCCCUGCAGUUUUUGGAGGGUGGGGAAACCCUCCCACACCUGAAGUUUCAGAAAUCUUAUUGAGUCCCAUCUGUGCAGCCUUGGGAAGUCCCUGAAGUUUUUACUGCAGCACUGCCCAAGUCCAAGCCUCAGGUCCUCCCCAAGGCGAUCUGCGGUGGAGCACUAUGCUGCUUCCUGCCCUUCUCUUUGGGGUGCUAUGGUCUCUGGCUAAUGGGCAUUGGUGUGAGCAGAUAGAGACUGUCCAUGUGGAAGAGGAAGUAACUCCUCGCCAGGAGGACCUGGUACCCUGUACCAGUUUGUACCAUUAUAGGCGCCUAGGCUGGCAGCUGGACCUGUCCUGGAGUGACCAUGUGGGGCUCACCAGGCCCCCAGCACUUGGGCUCUGUGCAAUCUACAAACCCCCAGAAACCAAGCCUGCUACUUGGAACCGGACAGUGAGGGCUUGUUGUCCAGGAUGGGGGGGUACUCACUGUACCGAUGCCCUUGCUGAAGCCAGCCCUAAAGGUCAUUGCUUUGUCACAUGGCAUUGCCAGCCUUUAGCAGGCUCAGCUAAUUCUUCAGCAGGAAGCCUGGAGGAAUGCUGUGCCCAACCCUGGGGACACAGCUGGUGGAACAGCAGCUCCCAGAUGUGUCUCAGCUGUUCUGGUCAGCACCACCCAGACAAUGCUUCCUCUGAAGGCCUCCUGCAGCCUCUGGCAGGGGCUGUAGGCCAACUCUGGAGCCAGCGCCAGCGUCCCUCAGCCACCUGUACCACCUGGUCUGGCUUCCACUACCAAACCUUUGACGGACAUCACUACCACUUCCUGGGCCAAUGUACCUACUUGCUAGCUGGUGCUAUGGAUUCCACCUGGGCUGUCCACCUCAAGCCUAGUGUCCACUGUCCGCAGCGUAGACACUGCUGGCUGGUUCAAGUGAUGAUGGGCCCCGAGGAGGUAUUGAUCCAAGAUGGAGAGGUCUCUGUGAAGGGCCAGCCAGUGCCUGUUGGGGAGCCUCAGCUGCUCCAUGGGAUGAGCCUGCAGUGGCAGGGAGAUUGGCUGGUGCUCUCUGGGGGCCUGGGGAUGGUUGUGAGACUGGACAGGUCCAGUUCCAUCUCCAUCUCCGUGGACCAUGAGUUCUGGGGACAGACACAGGGCCUCUGUGGGCUUUACAAUGGCAGACCAGAGGAUGACUUUGUGGAGCCUGGAGGGGGAUUGGCCAUGCUAGCUUCUACCUUUGGGAAUUCAUGGAAGCUCCCUGGCUCUGAGCCUGGGUGUCUGGAUGCAGUGGAAGUGGCCCGGGGCUGUGAGGACCUCCUAGAAGGUACAUUAACUGGCUUGAAAGCUGGCAAGCUUCAAGCUCAAGCUCAGGACAUGUGCCACCAACUGCUGGAAGAUCCAUUCUGGCCAUGUCACGCGCAGGUUCCCCCAGAUGAGUACCAUGAGACCUGCCUCUUUGCCUACUGUGUUGGAGCCACAGCAGGCAGCGGCCCAGAGGGGCAACUGGAGGCUGUGUGUACCACCUUUGCCAACUAUGCCCAGGCCUGUGCCAGGCAGCAUAUCUAUGUGCACUGGAGGAAGCCUGGCUUCUGUGAACGCUUGUGUCCAGGAGGGCAGCUCUACUCUGAUUGUGUCUCAUCCUGUCCACCAAGCUGUUCAGCAGUAGCCCAGGGCGAGGAGGGGUCUUGUGGGAAAGAGUGUGUGAGUGGCUGUGAGUGCCCAGUCGGUCUCUUCUGGGAUGGUGCCCUCUGUGUGCCUGCUGCCCAUUGCCCCUGCUACCACCGGCGCCAGCGCUACGCCCCUGGUGACACUGUAAACCAGCAGUGCAACCCUUGUGUGUGCCAGGAUGGCCGCUGGCACUGUGCCCAGGCCCUGUGCCCUGCUGAGUGUGCAGUGGGUGGUGACGGACAUUACUUCACCUUUGAUGGGCGGAGCUUCUCAUUCAGGGGCAGUCCAGGCUGCCACUACAGCCUGGUGCAGGACUCUGUGAAAGGCCAGUUGCUGGUUGUGUUGGAACAUGGAGCCUGUGACACUGGGAGCUGCCUCCAUGCCCUCUCUGUCUUCCUGGGGAACACCCACAUUCAGCUCAGAUACUCAGGAGCUGUGCUGGUAGACGGGGAGGAUGUAGACCUGCCCUGGAUUGGUGCUGAGGACUUCAAUGUUUCCCGUGCCUCUUCUACGUUCUUGCUAUUGCGCUGGCCUGGGGCCUGGGUUCUCUGGGGAGUGGCUGAGCCCGCAGCAUACAUCACCCUGGACCCCCAUCAUGCCUACCAGGUGCAGGGUCUGUGUGGCACUUUUACCUGGAAGCAACAGGAUGACUUUCUGACACCGGCUGGAGACAUAGAGACUAGUGUCACUGCCUUUGCUAGCAAGUUCCAAGUGUCAGGUGAUAGAAAGUGCCCCUUGGUGGACAACAGCCCACUGUCCUGCAGUGCUUACUCUCAGCGCCUCACUUUCGCAGAGGCAGCCUGUGCCAUCCUGCAUGGCCACACCUUUCAGGAGUGUCAUGGGCUAGUAGACAGGGAACCAUUUCGAUUGCGAUGCUUGGAGGCCGUGUGUGGCUGUGCCCCUGGCAGGGACUGCCUGUGCCCUGUGCUCUCUGCCUAUGCACGCCACUGUGCCCGGGAGGGCAUCCUGCUGCACUGGAGGAACGAGACCCUGUGCCCUGUCCCAUGUCCUGGUGGCCAGGUGUACCAGGAGUGUGCCCCAGUGUGUGGUCAUCAUUGUGGGGAGUCAGAGGAUUGUAAAGAGCUUGGCAGCUGUGUGGCUGGUUGUAAUUGUCCCCCAGGACUACUGUGGGACCUUGAGGGCCAGUGUGUGCCUCCUAGCAUGUGCCACUGUCAACUCGGAGGCCGUCGUUACAUCUUUAACACCACCACUAUUGUGAAAGACUGCAGCCACUGCACCUGCCAGGAGAGAGGCCUCUGGAACUGCACAGCCCACCACUGUUCCCGACAGUGGGCACUCUGCCCCCAGGAGCUCAUCUAUGUCCCUGGGGCCUGCCUUCUCACCUGUGACAGCCUCAGUGCCAACCAUUCCUGUCUGGCUGGAAGCACUGAUGGCUGUGUCUGUCCUCCUGGCACUGUAUUGCUGGACAAGCACUGUGUGUCUCCUGAUCUUUGUCCCUGUCGUCACAACGGGCAGUGGUACCCACCCAAUGCCACCAUCCAGGAAGACUGCAACAUUUGUGUGUGCCAGGGCCAGCGCUGGCACUGCACAGGUCAGCGGUGCAGCGGAUGGUGCCAGGCAUCUGGUGCCCCCCACUAUGUGACGUUCGAUGGGCUGGUCUUUACUUUUCCUGGGGCCUGCGAGUACCUGCUGGUGAGAGAGGCUGGUGGCCGCUUCAGUGUCUCCAUCCAGAACUUGCCUUGUGGGGCCAGUGGCCUCACGUGUACCAAGGCCGUGUCCGUGCGUCUGGACAACACCGUUGUGCACAUGCUUCGAGGCCAGGCAGUAACAGUGAAUGGAGUGAGCAUAAAGCUCCCCAAGGUCUAUACAGGCCCUGGCCUGAGCCUGCAUCAUGCUGGCCUCUUCCUGCUGUUGACAACACGCCUGGGUCUCACUCUGCUCUGGGAUGGAGGCACCCGGGUCCUGGUACAGCUGUCCCCCCACUUCCAUGGUCGUGUGGCUGGGCUGUGUGGAGACUUUGAUGAUGACGCCAGUAAUGACCUACGGAGCCGCCAAGGAGUCCUGGAGCCCAUGGCAGAGCUGACUGCUCACUCUUGGCGCCUUAAUCCCCUGUGCCCUGAGCCUGGAGACCUGCCACAUCCUUGUACAGUGAAUGCCCAUCGGGCAAACUGGGCCCGGGCACGCUGUGAGGUGAUAUUGCAGCCACUCUUUGCCCCGUGCCACACAGAGGUGCCCCCGCAGCAGUACUAUGAGUGGUGUGUGUACGAUGCUUGUGGCUGUGACACCGGGGGUGACUGUGAGUGCCUCUGCUCAGCCAUUGCCACCUAUGCUGAUGAGUGUGCCCGACACAGACACCAUGUGCGUUGGCGCAGCCAGGAACUCUGCCCCCUACAGUGUGAAGGAGGUCAGGUGUAUGAACCCUGUGGCUCUACGUGUCCACCCACUUGCCAUGACCAUCAUCCUGAGCUCAGAUGGCAAUGCCAGGCCAUCACUUGUGUGGAGGGCUGCUUCUGUCCUAAGGGGACACUGCUGCAUGGAGGAGCCUGUGUGGAGCUGGCUGCCUGUCCCUGUGAGUGGCAGGGCAGUUUCUUCCCACCAGGAACUGUGCUGCAAAAGGACUGUGGAAACUGCACGUGCCAGGGAAGCCAGUGGCAUUGUGACCGUGGUGGUGCCCCAUGUGAGGAGGUGGCACCUGGCUGUGCAGAAGGAGAGUCUCUGUGCAGAGAGAAUGGGCACUGCGUGCCACUUGAAUGGCUUUGUGACAACCAGGAUGACUGUGGUGAUGGCUCAGAUGAGGAGGGGUGUGCCACCUCAGUCUGUGGGGAGGGACAGAUGCCUUGCCAGUCUGGCCACUGCCUGCCCCUGUCCCUGAUCUGUGAUGGGCAGGAUGACUGUGGAGAUGGCACAGAUGAGCAAGGGUGCCUGUGUCCCCAUGGCUCUUUGGCCUGUGCUGAUGGUCGCUGCCUGCCACCCGCCCUGCUGUGUGAUGGUCAUCCUGACUGUCUGGAUGCUGCAGAUGAAGAGUCCUGUCUGAGGCCGGUGAGCUGCACCUCUGGAGAGAUAUCUUGUGUUGAUGGCACUUGCGUUAGGACCAUCCAGCUGUGCGAUGGAGUUUGGGACUGCCCAGAUGGAGCAGAUGAAGGGCCUAGCCACUGCUCUCUGCCUUCUCAGCCUACUCCUCCUGUGGGCACGAGUCAGAAUCCUUCCACCAGCUCCCUGGAGACAGCACAGAGUCCUACGGGUACUACCAGCUCUGUGUCCCCCUGCAGCCUCUUUGAGUUCCAGUGCAGCAGUGGGGAGUGCACCCCUCGGGGCUGGCGCUGUGACCAAGAGGAGGACUGCACAGAUGGCAGCGAUGAGCUUGAUUGUGGUGGACCCUGCAUGCUGUCCCAGGUGCCCUGUGCCCACAGCCCACACUGUGUGUCCCCAGGACAGCUCUGUGAUGGAGUGACACAGUGCCCCGAUGGUUCAGAUGAGGACCCCAAUGUUUGUGAGGAACAAUCAGCCUCAGGAGGCCCCAGCAGGACAGGAAUUCCCUGUCCAGAAUUCUCCUGCCCCAAUGGCACUUGCAUUGAUUUCCUGAUGGUUUGUGAUGGGAGCCCCGAUUGUGAAUUGACAGAUGAAACAAAGCCCUCCUUGGAUGAGCAGGGUUGUGGGGUCUGGGGCUCCUGGGGUCCAUGGGAGCCAUGCAGUCAGACCUGUGGGCCCGGCAUACAGAGUCGGAACCGAAACUGCUCCACAUCCAGUCUCCAGGUGCUACAGAACUGCCCAGGUCUGCAGCACCAGUCACAGGCCUGCUUCAUGGAAGCCUGCCCAGUGGAUGGUGAAUGGAGCUCCUGGUCUCCCUGGUCUCCGUGUUCUGAACCCUGUGGGGGUACCAUGACCCGGCAUCGGCAGUGCCGGCCACCCCAGAAUGGGGGCCAGGACUGUGCCCUUUUGCCUGGAAGCACUCGUAGCACCCACCAGACCAACCCCUGCCCUCAGGAGGGCUGCCUCAAUGCCACUUGCUUUGGAGAGUUGGUAUUCCAGCCUUGUGCCCCCUGCCCUCUGACUUGUGAUGACAUUUCUGGUCAGGCCAUGUGCUCUCCUGACAGGCCCUGCAGCAGCCCAGGUUGCUGGUGCCCGGAAGGGAAGGUGCUGGGCACUGAGGGCCGGUGUUUGAGGCCCCGGCAGUGUCCCUGCUUGGUGGAUGGUGCCCGCUACUGGCCUGGACAACGCAUCAAGAUGGACUGCCAGCUCUGUUUCUGCAAGGAUGGGCAGCCACAUCGCUGCCGGCCCAAUCCGGAGUGUGCUGUGGAUUGUGGCUGGUCUUCCUGGUCCCCUUGGGCAGAGUGCCUGGGCCCUUGCAGCAGCCAGAGCCUCCAGUGGUCUUUCCGGAGCCCUAACAACCCACGUCUCUCUGGGCAUGGUCGCCAGUGCCGCGGCAUCCACCGCAAAGCCCGCAGGUGCCAGACAGAGCCUUGUGAGGGCUGUGAACAGUGGGGCCUCAUGUACCAUGUCGGGGAACUCUGGCGUGGGGGCCCCUGCAUGGUGUGUGAGUGUCUGCACAAGGGUAUCACGCGCUGCUCCCCCUAUUGCCCAAUAGGCAGCUGUCCCCAGGGCUGGGUCCUGGUAGAGGGAAUGGGAGAAUUGUGUUGCCGCUGUGUGCUGCCUGGAAAGAACCAGACAGUGAUCCCCAUGACCACUCCCGCCCCUGCCCCUACCCCUGCUCCCAGCCCUCAGAUUGGAGCCCCUCUGGUCACCUACGUUCUGCCUCCUAUGGCUGAUGCCUGCUAUUCUCCCCUGGGCCUGGCCAGACUGCCCAUGUGGGCGACAUCCCAGCUCCUGGAACAUACCACCAGGGCUGCCCCCACGGCAGGGCCUGGCCCCAGAGAGGAUGCUUAUGCUAAGUGGCACACCCAGCCACUCUAUCUGCAGCUGGACCUGCUUCGGCCUCGGAACCUGACUGGCAUUAUUGUGCAGAGGACUGGCUCCUCUGCUGCUUAUGGCUCCAGCUUGUCGCUCCAGUUCAGCAGCGACGGUCUACAGUGGCACAACUAUGUCACCUCUCUGUCCAGUACCCUGCCUCCACCCAAGCCUUUCCCGGAGAGCUUGAACCGCAUGGCCCCUGAGGUAUGGACAUUCGACCAGAUGGUACAGGCGAGGUAUAUCAGGGUGUGGCCACAUGGUGGCCACCUCAGAGACAACAACCUGCACGAUAUCUUCCUGUGGGUGGAGCUUCUGGGCUGUAAGCCAAGUACAGUGUCCCCAUUGGCACCCCUGUGUCCAGGGACCAGGCACCGCUGUGCCAGUGGUGAAUGUACCCCAAAGGGUGGUCCAUGUGAUGGUGCUGUGGACUGUGAGGAUGGCUCUGAUGAGGAGGGCUGCGGGCUGCUGCAUGCAGGCACUACCAGCAGAGUCCAUCCCAUGGCCAGGACCCCAGCCCUCUCCCCGACUCAGCCUGGAAAGUUUCCGUUCCAUCCCAGGGAGGGUCUGCCAGACAUGGAUCACCAGCAGCCCAAGCAGGAAUCAUCCUUGCCUAGUGCAGGGCAGUCCAUGCAGACACUGACCACUACCUCCGCCUUCCCUCCUGGUGCCAAGAGCCUACACCCGGGAAUGGCAGCUGUGACGGUGCAUCCCUCACACUUAGUCACACCAGGGACUCCUGUUGGUCAGAGUGUCAGCCCCAGGCCCUUCCCACCCAUGCGGUGUGGCCCUGAGCAGGUGCCCUGUGAUGUACUGGGCUGUGUGGAGCAGGAGCAGCUGUGUGACGGGAGGGAGGACUGUCUUGAUGGCUCCGAUGAGCAGCACUGUGGAGAUGCUGAGCCCUUCACUGUGCCUACUACUGCCCUCCCUGGAUUGCCGGCCUCAAGGGCCCUCUGCUCCCCAACUCAGCUGAGAUGCGGCAGUGGGGAGUGCCUACCCCUUGAGCAUCGCUGUGACCUUCGGGUGAACUGCCAGGAUGGCUCUGAUGAGGAUGACUGUGUAGACUGUGUGUUGGCACCUUGGACUGGCUGGAGUGACUGCAGCCGGAGCUGUGGCCUGGGCCUCGUCUUCCAGCACCGAGAGCUGCUGAGACCUCCCCUGCCUGGAGGCAGCUGUCUGUCGGACCAGUUCCGUAGCCAGUCCUGCUUUGUGCAAGCCUGCCCAGUGGCCGGGGCAUGGGCAGAUUGGGGGCCCUGGGAGCCCUGCAGUGUUUCCUGUGGAGGUGGCCACCAGAGUCGCCAGAGGGACUGUGUGGACCCUCCUCCUAAGAAUGGAGGUACCCCAUGCCCUGGGCCUUCCCAUGAGAAGGCACCCUGCAACUUGCAGCUCUGCCCAGGUGACACAGACUGUGAGCCAGGCCGUGUGCAUGUGAAUGCUGAGCUGUGCCAGAAGGGACUGGUGCCCCCAUGUCCACCCUCCUGCCUGGACCCCGAAGCCAACAGAAGCUGCAGUGGGCACUGUAUGGAAGGAUGCCGCUGCCCUUCUGGGCUCUUCCUCCAGGACUCUCACUGUCUGCCCCUCUCUGAAUGCCCCUGCCUGGUGGGCCAAAAGCUGAUGCAGCCCGGGCUUGCCUUCCUGCUAGACAACUGCAGCCAAUGCAUAUGUGAGAAGGGGACAUUGCUGUGUAAGCCAGGGACCUGCUCCCAGUCCUGUGGCUGGUCUGCCUGGUCCCCUUGGACUGCUUGUGAUCGCUCCUGUGGCUCUGGAGUGAGGACCAGGUUCAGGUCUCCCACUAACCCUCCUGCGGCAUUUGGAGGUUCCCUGUGUGAAGGUGACAGGCAGGAACUGCAGGCCUGCUACACAGACUGUGGGACAGAGACACCAGGUUGGACACCCUGGACAUCCUGGUCCUUCUGCUCCCAGAGCUGCCUUGUCCCUGGGGGAGACCCUGGCUGGCGGCAGCGCUCUCGACUGUGCCCCAGCUCCAGGGACAUAUUCUGUCCGGGAGAGGCCACCCAGGAGGAACCCUGCAGCCCCGCUGUAUGCCCAGUGCUGAGUACCUGGGGUUUAUGGGCUUCCUGGUCCACCUGCUCAGCCUCCUGCAAUGGUGGCAUCCAGACUCGUGGGCGCAGCUGCUCUGGUUCUGCUCCUGGGAACCCUGUGUGCCUAGGACCCCACACUCAGACCAGAGACUGCAACACGCAUCCAUGCACAGCCCAGUGCCCAGAGAACAUGGUAUUCCGCUCAGCAGAGCAGUGUCUCGAGGAAGGGGGUCUGUGCCCUCAGCUGUGCCUGGCACAGGAUCCUGGGGUGGAGUGCACUGGCUCCUGUGCUCCUAGCUGCAACUGUCGCCCUGGCCUCUUCCUGCAUAAUGCUAGCUGCCUGCCCCUCAGCCAGUGUCCCUGCCAGCUGCAUGGGCAGCUCUAUGCACCAGGAGCAGUGGCUCGCCUAGACUGCAACAACUGCACCUGCAUCUCUGGAGAAAUGGUGUGCACGUCAGAGCGCUGUCCAGUGGCCUGUGGCUGGAGCCCCUGGACUCCAUGGAGCCCUUGCAGCCAAAGUUGUAAUGUGGGCAUUCGACGGCGCUUCAGAGCAGGCACUGCACCACCAGCUGCCUAUGGGGGUGCCGAGUGCCAAGGUCCCAACCUAGAUGCUGAAUUCUGCAGUUUGAGGCCGUGCCAAGGCCCUGGUGCAGCAUGGGGUUCCUGGACUCCAUGCUCAGUGCCCUGUGGUGGUGGCUACCGAAACCGCACUCAAGGCAGUGGCCCGCACAGCCCUAUUGAGUUCUCUACCUGCAGCCUGCAGCCCUGUGCAGGACCAGUGCCAGGUGUGUGUCCAGAGGACCAGCAAUGGCUGGACUGUGCCCAGGGUCCAGCCUCCUGUGCCCAUCUCAGCAUCCCUAGAGAGGCGAACCAGACCUGCCACCCUGGCUGCUACUGCCUCUCUGGAAUGCUCCUGCUAAAUAAUGUAUGUGUCCCUGCUCAGGACUGCCCCUGUGCCCACAGGGGGCACCUUUAUUCCCCAGGAAGUGCUGUGAUUCUUCCAUGUGAGAAUUGUUCCUGCAUCUCUGGGAUCAUCACCAACUGCAGCUCCUGGCCUUGUGAGGAAGAUCAGCCUGCAUGGUCAUCCUGGACUCCAUGGAGUGUAUGUUCAGCCUCUUGCAGCCCUGCCCGACGCCACCGGCACCGCUUCUGUGCCAGGUCCUCCAGUAGGGCACCCUUCAGUUUGGUUGUGCUGACUACAGUGGCUGCCCCCACAACUCUCUGCCCAGGCCCUGAGGCUGAGGAAGAGCCUUGCCUCCUGCCAGGAUGCAAUCAAGCAGGGGGCUGGAGUCCUUGGAGUCCCUGGUCUGGCUGUAGUCGGAGCUGUGGAGGAGGCCUGCGGAGCCGGACCCGAGCCUGUGACCAGCCACUGCCCCAGGGCCUGGGGGAUUUCUGUGAGGGACCUCAGGCCCAGGGGGAGGCCUGCCAGGCUCAGCCAUGUCCAGUGACCAACUGCAGUGCUAUUGAAGGGGCAGAGUACAGCCCCUGUGGCCCUCCUUGUCCCCGCUCCUGUGAUGACCUUGUGCACUGUGUGUGGCACUGCCAGCCAGGCUGCUACUGUCUUCCGGGCAAGGUACUGAGUGCUGAUGGGGCCAUCUGCGUGCAGCCCAGUCACUGCACGUGCCUGGACCUGCUGACCGGGAAGCGACACCAUCCAGGCACUCAGUUGAUGAGGCCUGAUGGCUGUAACCACUGCACCUGCAUGGAGGGGAGGCUCAACUGCACAGACUUGCCCUGCCAAGUGUCUGGAGACUGGUGUCCAUGGUCAGAGUGGACAGCGUGCUCCCAGCCCUGCAGGGGCCAAACGAGGACCCGCUCCAGGGCCUGUGUCUGCCCUGCUCCCCAGCAUGGGGGUACUCCAUGCCCUGAGGAUUCAGGAAAAACAGGAGUGCAGCAUCAAAUGGAGGCCUGCCCUAACCCCAUUGCAUGCCCAGUGGAUGGAGCCUGGAGCCCUUGGGGGCCAUGGUCUACCUGUAACGCAUGCCUGGGGCAGUCCUAUCGGAGCAGGGUGUGCAGCCAUCCUCCCACCUCUGACGGAGGCAUGCCUUGUCUUGGGAGCCAUCAGCAGAGUCGCCCUUGUCGAAACAGCUCCACCCUGUGUACAGACUGUGGAGGGGGCCAGGAUCUCUUACCCUGUGGGCAGCCAUGUCCUCAUUCCUGCCAGGAUCUGUCCCUUGGCAGUACAUGCCAGCCGGGCUCGUCAGGCUGCCAGUCUGGUUGUGGGUGUCCCCCAGGCCAGCUCUCCCAGGAUGGGCUCUGUGUGUUCCCAGCUGACUGUCAGUGCCACUUCCAGCCUAGAGCCAUGGGGAUCCCCGAGAACCGGAGCCGGUCAGUGGGGUCCACACUCAGCUCCUGGGAGAGUCUAGAACCUGGAGAAGUGGUAACUGGGCCCUGCGACAGCUGCACCUGUGUGGCAGGUGUCCUGCAGUGCCAUGAGGUGCCCAGCUGCCCUGGCCUUGGGAUAUGGAGCUCCUGGGGGCCCUGGGAGAAAUGCAGUGUUUCUUGUGGGGGAGGGGAGCAGCUACGAUCCAGGCAAUGUGCCCGACCUCCCUGCCCUGGACUGGCUCAUCAGACCCGAAUUUGCCACAUCCAUGUCUGCAGAGAGACAGGCUGCCCAGCGGGCCGACUAUACCGGGAAUGCCAGCCCAGCGAGGGGUGCCCUUUCUCCUGUGCUCAUGUCACCGGACAGGUGGCCUGCUUCUCUGAGAGCUGUGAGGAGGGGUGUCACUGUCCAGAGGGCACUUUUCAGCAUCACGUGGCCUGUGUCCAGGAGUGCCCCUGUGUGUUGACAGUCUCCCUGCUGCAGGAGCUCCGGUUGGCUAACCCUGCACUCAGAUCCUAUCCAACCCUUCUGGGAGAUGAGGGCAAGCCCCUUGGACCUGGAGAUGAGCUGCUCCCAGGCCAGAUGCUUCAAACAGUCUGUGGAAACUGCUCCUGUGUUCAUGGGAAGCUGUCUUGCUCUAUGGAGGAAUGCGCCAGAGACCAGGGCAACUUUGGUCCCUGGGGCAUGUGGAGCCUUUGUUCCCGCUCCUGUGGUGGGCUGGGUACCCGUACCCGAACCCGCCAAUGUGUGCUUCCCACACUUGUGCCUGGUGGGCUGAGCUGCCGUGGGCCCCUCCAGGACCUGGAAUACUGCUUCAGCCCAGAAUGCCCUGGGACGGCGGGGUCCACGGUGGAGCCGGUGACCAGCCUCGCAGGUGGCUGGGGCCCGUGGUCUCCAUGGUCUCCCUGUUCCCACAGUUGCACAGACCCUGCUCACCCGGCAUGGCGCAGCCGCACACGCCUCUGUCUGGCUAACUGUACAGUAGGAGGCUCCUCACAGGAACGUCCAUGUAACCUACCCUCCUGUACAGCGCUGCCCCCAUGCUCUGGCCCUGGCUGUGGAUCAGGGAACUGUUUCUGGACAUCCUGGGCCCCAUGGGAGCCUUGCUCCCGCAGCUGUGGUGUGGGCCAGCAGCGUCGGCUACGAGCAUAUCACCCUCCUGGGCCUGGUGGACACUGGUGCCCUGACAUCCUAACUGCAUACCAGGAGCGCCGCUUCUGCAACCUUCGUGCUUGUCCAGUGCCUGGGGCCUGGUCCCACUGGAGUCCCUGGUCCUGGUGUGAUCGAAGCUGUGGAGGAGGUCGAUCCUUGAGGAGCAGAAGCUGCUCAAGCCCACCACCCAAGAAUGGAGGAGCAUCCUGUGUUGGGGAGAGGCACCAUGUCCGGUCCUGCAAUCCUAUGCCCUGUGAGGAAGGCUGUCCAGCAGGCAUGGAGAUGGUAAGCUGUGCCAACCGCUGCCCCUACAGCUGCUCAGACCUGCGGGAGGGAGGCAUGUGUCAGGAGGACCAGGCCUGCCAACUGGGCUGUCGCUGCUCUGAAGGGUUUCUGGAGCAGGAUGGAGCCUGCGUGCCAGUGGGGCACUGCGAAUGCACAGAUGCCCAAGGCCGCAGCUGGGCCCCAGGCAGCCAGCAUCAGGAUGCCUGCAACAACUGUUCCUGUCAGGCUGGGCAACUCUCCUGCACUGCUCAGCCCUGCCCACCGCCUGCCCACUGUGCCUGGAGCCACUGGUCUGCCUGGACUUCCUGCAGUCACUCCUGUGGACCUCAAGGGCAACAGAGUCGCUUUAGGUCCUCCACAUCAGGCUCAUGGGCCCUAGAGUGUCAGAAGGAGCAGUCACAGAGCCAGCCUUGCCCUGAAGCCCCCUGUCCACCCCUGUGCCUACAUGAAGCCCAACUUCAUGCUCUGGGGGACAGCUGGCUGCACGGAGAAUGCCAGCAGUGCUCCUGCACCCCAGAGGGAGUGAUCUGCAAAGACACUGGCUGUACAGUGCCCAGAGUCUGGACAUUGUGGUCCUCCUGGUCCCCCUGCUCUGUCUCAUGUGGAGGAGGAAGCCAGGUUCGCACUCGAUCCUGCACGACGUCAGCCCCUCCGCAUGGGAGCCUAUCUUGCCAGGGCCCAGACACCCAGACUCAGCACUGUGGGCAGCAGCUAUGCCUGCAGCUGCUAGACAUCUGCUCCUGGGGACCGUGGGGACCCUGUUCCCGCAGCUGUGGCACAGGUCUGGCCUCCCGCUCUGGAUCCUGUCCCUGUCUACGGACCAAAGAGGACUCCAAGUGUAAUGAUACAUUCUCAGGCCUGGACACUCAGGCUUGCUACCUAGGGCCCUGCCAGGAGGACUGCAUGUGGAGUGACUGGAGCAGCUGGACGCACUGCUCCUGUAAGGUCCUGGUGCAGCAGCGUUACCGACAUCAGGUGCCAACAUCUGGCCAGGCUGGAGAGGGCACCCCUUGCACCCGUCUGGAUGGCCACUUCCGACCUUGCGCCAUUAGCAACUGCUCAGAGGAUAGCUGCCCACCUCCCUUUGAGUUCCAGUCUUGUGGCUCCCCCUGUGCUGGGCUCUGUGCCACACAUCUGAGUCAUCGGCUCUGCCAGGAUCUGCCACCUUGCCAGCCUGGCUGCUACUGCCCCAAGGGCCUGUUGGAACAGGCUGGAGGUUGUAUUCUUCCAGAACAAUGUAACUGCUGGCAUACCUCAGGAGAGGGAGCUAGGGUGACCCUGGCCCCUGGGGACCGCCUGCAGCUGGGCUGUAAGGAAUGCAUAUGCCGAAGUGGAGAGCUGCAGUGUUCCAGCCAAGGGUGUGAAGGUCUUCUGCCUCUGACUGGUUGGUCAGAGUGGUCACCUUGUGGGCCCUGCCUGCCCCAAAGUGCCCUAGCUACUGCCUCCAGGACUGUCCUGGAGGGGCACUGGCCUCUGAACACAUCAGGCCUCCCUCCACCCUCAGUCACUCUGCUGGCUUCAGAGCAGUACAGGCACCGCCUCUGCUUGGACCCUGAGACAGGGAGGCCCUGGGCAGGAGAUCCUGCCCUUUGCACUGUGCCUCUCAGCCAGCAACGCCUCUGCCCUGACCCUGGAGCCUGCAAUGACACAUGCCAAUGGGGACCUUGGGGACCUUGGAGCCCCUGCCAAAUGCCCUGUAGUGGAGGAUUCAAGCUGCGCUGGAGAAUGGGAAGAGCCACCUCUGUGGGAGAAUGCCGUGGACCAUGGGCUCAAACAGAAAGCUGCAAUACGGGAUCUUGCCCAGGGGAGAGCUGUGAGACCAGGGACACUGUGUUUACCCUCGACUGUGCCAACCAGUGCCCUCGCAGCUGUGCUGACCUCUGGGAUGGUGUUCAGUGUCUACAGGGACCCUGCAGCCCAGGCUGCCGAUGUCCCCCUGGUCAGCUGGUGCAGGAUGGACACUGUGUGCCCAUCUCCUCUUGCCGCUGUGGCCUGCCCAGUGCCAAUGCCUCAUGGGAGCUGGCCCCCACACAGGUGGUCCAGCUGGACUGCCAUAAUUGCACAUGCAUCAAUGGGACCCUGAUGUGUCCACACCUUGAGUGUCCAGUCCUGGGACCUUGGUCAGCAUGGAGCAAGUGCUCAGCUGUCUGUGGUAGGGGCACCAUGGUGCGCCACCGGAGCUGUGAGGAACAUCCUGACCGUAUACCAUGCCAGGCCCUGGAUCUGCAGCAAUGGCAAGAGUGUAACCUGCAAGCCUGCCCUGAGUGCCCACCUGGCCAGGUGCUCCGUACCUGUGCCACUCUGUGCCCGAGCUUCUGCUCCCACUUGUGGCCUGGUGCCAUCUGUGUUCGGGAACCCUGCCAGCUUGGCUGUGGCUGCCCUGGGGGACAGCUGCUACACAAUGGCACAUGCAUUCCCCCUGCGGCCUGUCCCUGCACUCAGUUUUCUCUACCCUGGGGCCUCACCCUACCCUUGGAAGAGCAGGCCCGGGAGCUGCCCUCAGGGACUGUGCUCACCAUGAACUGCACACACUGCACCUGUCAAGGUGGAACCUUCAUCUGCUCUCAUACGGACUGUCAGGAGUGCCCUCCUGGGGAAAUAUGGCAGCAUGAGGAGCUGGGGCCUUGCGAGAAGACAUGCCCGGAAAUGAACAUGACACAGUCUUGGAGCAACUGCACUGAGGCUCAGAUUCCAGGCUGCGUGUGUCAGCUGGGGCACUUCCGAAGCCAGACAGGUCUCUGUGUUCCAGAAGACCACUGUGAAUGUUGGCACCAUGGGAGUCCCCAUUUGCCUGGAUCUGAAUGGCAGGAGGCCUGUGAGAGCUGCCGCUGCUUCCAUGGGAAAAGCCUUUGUACUCCACACUGCCCAGAGCUCAGCUGUGCUCAGGGUGAAGUGAUCGUGCAGGAGCCAGGGAGCUGCUGUCCCACUUGUCAGCAGGACACUCUGGAGGAGGAGCUGGUCUCCUGCAGGUACCUCACAGAAGUCAGAAACCUCACCAAGGGUCCCUGCCACCUGGAUCACGUAGAAGUGAGCUACUGCAGUGGACACUGCAGGUCCAGCACCAAUGUCAUGACUGAGGAGCCCUACCUGCAGAGCCAAUGCGACUGCUGUAGCUACAGACUGGAUCCGGACAGCCCGGUGCGGAUCCUGAACCUCCUUUGCCCUGAUGGCCACACAGAACCAGUGGUGUUGCCAAUGAUUCACAGCUGCCAGUGCAGUGCCUGUCAGGGUGGUGAUAUCUCAAAGCACUGACAGGCUCUGCUGGACGUAGCCACUGUCGCCUCCCUUGUGACCACAGGGUGUGGUGGCACUCCCCACAUCCUUCAGUGUCCAGUUAACUGCCUCUGACAUGUGAACCAUGCUUUGACAUUAGCACAUUCCAAAUAAAGUAAUGCUGGCAACUAGUGCUGACAAG
Mastomys coucha (southern multimammate mouse) is the source of this 16327-nucleotide messenger RNA. Its product is annotated as SCO-spondin. The transcript is spliced from 104 exons. Gene Ontology annotation, cellular component: extracellular matrix. Gene Ontology annotation, molecular function: protein binding. The record is from RefSeq and is a predicted model, not a curated record. NCBI's taxonomy places the organism in Eukaryota, Metazoa, Chordata, Mammalia, Rodentia, Muridae. Bases 766 to 16164 code for a protein of 5132 amino acids.